Molecule: messenger RNA, 2079 nt
Organism: Closterium sp. NIES-65
Lineage: Eukaryota; Viridiplantae; Streptophyta; Zygnematophyceae; Desmidiales; Closteriaceae
Source: the annotation of a GenBank genome assembly
AUGGAGUGGUUAACGAGCGCUGAGGGUCUGAAUGCCCGUCAAGAGCUGGAGGCGUCCGUUCGUGAGCACCACCCUCACUUGCGUGAUGAGGAGGUCGACCUCAUUGUGGAUGGUCGUCUACUACGCAUGGUUCGAGAGCGCGCGGCGGAGCAAGCACCUGCGAGCAGCCAGCAAGGAGGAACUGGUGAAGGAGGAGCUGUGCAUGAGGCUCCUAGUGCUGUGGGCAUUGGUGGAGGAGCUCUUGCACCGACCAUUGACACGGGAAUGAUCGCCACGAGCUAUGGCCAAUUCAAGUUUGGAGUUGAGCACAUCUCGGUGACGCCGCUGCUGGAGGGAAGGCACGACCUUACCGCGUGGGUCAGCGCCAUCCGACCUCAGCUCCAGAAGGGAGACGAUGUGACAGCGGAAUCCUACUGCAAUAGGGCCCGCACCAUCCGAGCGGAGCUGCUGACCAUUGGACAGGAGGUCCACAUGGCCACGUUUGCCGCCCACGUGCUGAAGGGCCUACCACCGGAGUACGGAUUUCUUCGCCGCAAGCUUGAAAUUUCCAGCCCUGACAUGACGGUGGAACGCGUGUGCAGCGAGGUGUUGAUGGAGGAGCAGACUCUCUCCAUCGAACGGAGUUACAAGCAGAUUACCAGCGAUGCAUCUGCUUUCUCGGACGCUGUCAACACCAUCGUGGCUACAACGGGGGUCAACGGGAAGGAAGGAAAAGGGGGAAGGGAGCAGACGGAUAAGAAGAAGGAUGGCAAGCGGAAGAAGAAGCGAGCCCCCUUCAAGGGGCGCUGCUACAAUUGCAAUGAGGAGGGGCACAUGGCUGCCAAGUGCCCCAACAAGAAGAAAGAUACAACGCCUGCAGCAGCCGCGAACGUAGCUGAAGGAGACGGGAAGGGCGUGGCGCUCACCGUCGCGUGUUCGGCUGCAAAGUUGCUGGCCGACGACAAGGACUUGUGGUUCCUUGACUCAGGAUGCUCUCAACACAUGACCGGCCGCAAGGAGUGGUUCACGGUGAUCCGUGACCCAUCUGCAACGAAAUCAGUCAAAGGGUUUGAUGGUUCUAUGCAGGAAGUUGCCGGUGUUGCAAGGAACGGUGCAACGGCAGCAGUGGCAUGCAACGGCAUGGCAGCUGCAGCGGCAUGCACCGAUAUGGCGGGUGGAGCGACGAGCAACGGUACAGGGGCUGCAUCGGCGUGCAACGGCACGGCGGCUGCAACGGCAAGCAACGGCACGGCGAAGGAGAUUGCUGAUGUGGCGUCAAGCAAGCCGGAAGCUAAAGAUGGAGCAGCCAGCCUCAAGACGUACGCAGUGGGCUCCAAGGCAAAGCCCAACCUGUGGCACGCUCGCCUUGGACACGUCCACUUCGAUGCGGUGAAGCGGACAGCCACGAGCGGUGGCGUGUUCGGUAUGGAUCUGGAGAAAGGAGGUGAGGAUAUGCCGUGCACCUCCUGCCAUGAAGCCAAACUCACUCAUGAAUCAUUUCCGCUGCACGACGAGCGAGAGGAGCAGAAUCCGCUGCCACCACGUACCGUCAUCGUGGUCCCGGUACCGUCUGUACAAGGGGGCAAGAAACCCCUUGAACGCCCGGUGGGCCCUUUGGGCAGCAAGGCACCUACUGCACCUCCUCCUCUUGGUCCACCCUCUGUUGCUGAUUUGGCGCCCGUAGGACCGGCGGAUGGUCCUCUGGAGGUUGACACCAGCAAGGCUGAUCACGAGGAGGAGGAAGAAGAAGAAGUAGCAGUGGAUGAGCAGUCACCUAUGGCCCAUGAGCAUGAGCCUUCACCUGCAGUUCCCCCCUUCCAGCCCAUUCCACCACCCCCACGUCGCUCCAGCAGGCCUAACAAGGGGGUGCCACCCGUACGGUUUCAGCCAUCAGCCAUGACGGCCCUGGAUGCGGAUGAUGAGGACAACCCGUACGACGUGGCAUACCUUGCUGAGGACGAGUGCGACACGGGCAGCGAUGACGACGUGGAAUACCCGGACGAGGAUGAGGAGGAAGGCGCUUGGGGAGGUGUCAUCCUCGACCUAGCAGCUGCGUUGACCGGACCUGAAGGCAAGGAAUGUUUGCCAAUCGUACCAUGA